Messenger RNA from Mercurialis annua (annual mercury), 1149 nucleotides. RefSeq lists its product as uncharacterized. The record is from RefSeq and is a predicted model, not a curated record. The transcript has 5 exons. Bases 38 to 973 code for a protein of 311 amino acids. NCBI's taxonomy places the organism in Eukaryota, Viridiplantae, Streptophyta, Magnoliopsida, Malpighiales, Euphorbiaceae. Gene Ontology annotation, molecular function: hydrolase activity.
AGUCAACUCUCUGGUCUCUGUCUCUGUCUCGAUCUCAAUGGAUGAGAUACAGCACAAGUUUGUUGAUGUACGAGGAGUGAAGCUUCACAUUGCUGAGAUCGGAACUGGCUCCUCAGUAGUUAUGUUCAUACAUGGAUUUCCAGAGAUAUGGUAUUCAUGGAGAUAUCAAAUGAUUGCUGCUGCAAAUGCUGGAUAUCGAGCAAUUGCGCCAGAUUUACGAGGCUAUGGAUUAUCCGAUCCUCAUCCUCAACCCGAAAAGGCGUCGUUUAAUGACUUUGUGGAGGAUGCCAUUACUAUCCUUGAUCAUUUUCAAAUUCACAAGGCAUUCCUGGUUGGAAAAGAUUUUGGUUCCUGGCCUGUUUAUUUGCUGUCUCUUUUCUACCCAGCUAGAAUAUCCGGAGUCGUAUCACUAGGCGUGCCAUUCUUCAUUCCGAAUCCUCGGCGAUACAAGGAGCUUCUUCCUGAAGGUUUCUACAUUUCCAGGUGGAAGGAACCUGGAAGAGCUGAGGCUGACUUUAGCAGAUAUGAUGUGAGAACUGUAUGGAAGAAUAUUUACAUUCUCUUCUCAAGAAGUGAAAUUCCUAUAGCAGAGAAGGACAAAGAGAUCAUGGAUUUGGUGGAACCAUCAGCUCCCCCACCCAAAUGGCUCACCACUGAAGAUCUUCAAAUCUACACAACUUCCUAUGAAAAAUCUGGUUUUGAUUCUCCAAUGCAAGUCCCUUACAAAGGGUUGCCAGGAGAAUUCACACUGACUGAUCCCAAGAUUCACGUUCCGGUGCUGCUGAUAAUUGGCGGAAAAGACUACUUCCUUAAAUUCCCAGGAAUUCAAGACUACAUAACAACUGGAAAAAUGAAGGAUUUCGUUGGCGAUUUAGAGAUGGAGAGUAUGCCAGAUGGUACCCAUUUCAUUCAAGAGCAAUUCCCCGAUCAGGUGAAUAAGCUCAUCACCGCCUUCUUCGAGAAGCAUACCUGAUUACAGCAGUUUGUUCAAAUAAAUUGAACCAUUUUGAGAGACUAAACCAAAAAUUAUUCGCAAGAUGAACAAAAAUUAUGAAGUGAUAUAUAUAGGUCUGUAUCCGUCCAUACCCAUCUUCGUAUUUGUCUCUCUUUCGUUUUCAAUAAUUUGACAUAGUGUCAUCCUUCUUUUUA